This is a messenger RNA of Melospiza melodia melodia, 2229 nucleotides long. RefSeq names its product latexin (gene LXN). The transcript is spliced from 6 exons. The record is from RefSeq and is a predicted model, not a curated record. Gene Ontology annotation, molecular function: metalloendopeptidase inhibitor activity. Bases 1 to 660 code for a protein of 219 amino acids. NCBI's taxonomy places the organism in Eukaryota, Metazoa, Chordata, Aves, Passeriformes, Passerellidae.
AUGGAGCUGCAUCCCGGCCGCUUCCCGGCCGCCCGCGCCGCCAACGUGGCCGUGGGGUACCUGCGGUACCUGCGGGGCGGCCCCGGCACCGGGCUGCGGCUGCGGGAGCUGCGCCGGGCGCGGCGCCAGGACAUUGAUGGUGUGGGGCACAAGUACUACCUGGACCUGGAGCUGGAGGAUGUCCUGGACAAUGACAGGACUGUGAACUGCACUGCUGAGGUUCUCUAUCACCUGGGCAGCAAAACCUCUGCUCCAGAUGUGCAGCUGACAGUGCAGGGAGAGCUCAGGAGCACAGAGGAGGCAGACAAGGAGUUCUACCAUCGGAUCAGGAGCCUGGAAAAGGAGCUUGUGGCUGAGAACAUCCCAGACAGCCACGGGAACGUUCCCCCAGAGCUGGAGCCCAUCCACCUGCUGGCCUGGGCGGCCUCUGGCUACGUGAUCUGGCAGAAUUCCACUGAAAACACCAACUUCAACCUCGCCCAAGUGAAACACGUGAAGCAAGUGAAAAGAAAUGAUGAUGAUCUUCAGUUUGACUUUGUGGUUCUACUCCAUGAAAUGGUGUCCCAGGAGGUGCUGCCCUGGCAGGUGACCCUGCUGUGGCACCCCCAGCGCGGGGCCCGAGUGCCCCAGGGCGGCGCCGCGGGGGCACCGAGAUCCUGAGGGCAGCUGGAGCAACUGGGAACAACUGGGAACAACUGGGAGCAACUGGGAGCAACUGGGAACAUCCCUGGGAACAACUGGGAGCAACUGGGAGCUCCUGAGAACAACUGGGAGCAACUGGGAGCAACUGGGAACAUCCCUGAGAACAACUGGGAGCAACUGGGAACCCUCAGCAACUCUGGGAACUUCUGAGCACCCCUGUGAAGCUGGAAACACCUGGAAACUCCUGAGCACCUCUGGGAACCCCUGGGAGCUCCCACACCUGGAAGGAGCAGGUGGGAGUGGGGACCAAGCACAGUCCCAGACAUGAAAUGAAAUGAAACCUUCCUGGGUGUUUCUGGUCCCAGAAUUCCAAAGGGACUUCCCCUCCCUCCCUCCCAGGGAUGAAUGCAGCAAUUCCCAGCAGGAAUACUCACGGCACAGGGGCACAGAUGUUCUCCCUGAAGGACACUUUGGGCUUCCCCAUGGUGCAAGGACAGCCAUAUUCCCUCUCCAUCCUCUGCAGGAGGAAACCCACAGUGGUUAGGGUCAUUCCUUUGGGAUCUAUUUAGUAACUUCAUCAAGACUAAUCACUUUUUUGGUUGGGGGUUGGAUUGAUUUUUGGGGCUUUUUGUUUUUUUUUUUUAAUUACCAAAUUAUUCCCCAUCAACUUCCUUAAGACAUGCAUCUUCACAUGCAGGGAAAGGAAACAAAAUUAAUUAUGUUAUUAAAAUUCAGGUUUUUCAAGGCAAAAAUCACUUUUUUCUUCAUUUUGUCAAUAUUUAAGAUACAUCUUUUUGUGUUAAGAUUAAAACAUAGACAUCAGCUGGAAUGAAACAAAUCCCUCUAACUACUCCUUUCUCCCUACACCAGCUUUUAUUAGGGAAUGAUACAUUUAAAACCACAGAAACAGAGGAUUUUUCUGUAGAAAUUAAUUAUAAUUAGGUAUUAUUAAUUAUCAGAAGCAAAGGCUACUAGAGCAAAGUGUAGUGUUUAAUACAUUUUUUAUGGAUUGUACCAAAUCCUAAAAAUAUUCCAGGCAAAUUUUCCUUUUAGAAGCCUUCAGAACGGAACCACUGGAGAGAAAGAACCUUCAAAUGUUGACUUAAAAGUCCAACUUUUCCCUGAGCAGCUGGAAGGAGCAGGGAGGAGGAGGAGGAGAUGGGAAAAGAGGCAGAAGCAGAGCCCAUGGGAUGUGCUCCCCCAGUUACCUGGGCAUAGAUCUCCAGGUGCAGCUCCCCCAUGCCAGACACAAUGGUCUCCUUGCUCUCCUCAUCAAAGUGCACCCUGAAGGUGGGAUCUUCCCUGGUGAAGCGGCCCAGGCCUUUGGAAAACUUAUCCAGGUCAUUCUGAAACACGAGCCAAGAUUUACUCAACACCCAUCAGUCACUCCAAGAAAAAAGCCUCAAGUUUUCCCAUCCAUGCUGAGCAUUUCUGCUCUUUGGGUUAUUUUAUGGGAGAUUUCUAACUCUUGAUUAGUGUUAAUUAUUUACUUCAGGUUCAUGUUUCUGGCUGAGUGACAACAUCCAGGCUCUGGGUUAUCCAAUGGAUAAAAUCAUGGAUAUUUGGGAUAAAACACUUUCCAACAGU